Molecule: messenger RNA, 1008 nt
Organism: Neoarthrinium moseri
Lineage: Eukaryota; Fungi; Ascomycota; Sordariomycetes; Amphisphaeriales; Apiosporaceae
Exons: 5
Coding region: 1-1008 (335 amino acids)
Biological process (GO): tRNA modification
Molecular function (GO): RNA binding
Source: RefSeq, a predicted model, not a curated record
AUGGGUGGGGUAAGCAAACGCAAAGCACCGCCUAGCAAUGGCGCCGACGGUGCUUCUUUCAAGAAGAGCAAGGGGGGAAGUGCUGGCAAAUGGACGACGCCGCAUCAGAAGACAAAGAUGGAGUCUCUGAGGGCCAAGGGACGACUGCUCGAGGUCGGCGAUGUGGGGUUCUGGGCCAGCUGUCAACGAGGACAGGAGCAGAGGGCCCUCGGAGAGCUCAUGUCCAUCUGUGAUGAGUACGGAGAGAAGCUGUACGGCAUCAAGCCCGAGGAGGUCGGCGAGGACAGCGAUGCCGAGGACGCCGACAUCGAAGCCUCCAUCCAGAAGGAGCUCGACGCGAUGAAGCCCACAGGCAAAUCCCGACAUGCAGACUCGGUCUUUGCCCCCAUGCGUGUCGGCAUGGACUGCUUGCUCUUUAUGAAGACCAAGCCCCCUGUCGAGCCGACGGCAUUCGUCCGAAGGAUCGUCGAGGAUGCGCAAUCCACCUCGAGCCAUGGCCAGAGGAAAUCCAGAUUCCUGAACAGGCUCACGCCCAUCACGCUGAUGGGCAAGGCGACUGGGACGGGCGUGGAGGAGGUUGCCAGAACCGUUCUGGCGGAGCACUUUCAGCUCGCAGGGGUAGACGAGCAACCCCUGGAUGAAGAGUCGGAUCCGGGCUCCACGUACGCAAUUCGUCUGACAACAAGAGCGCACAACUCCCUGAAGCGGGACGAUGUUAUCAAGCAGAUUGCAAGCCUAAUUGGCCCGCGACACAAGGUCAACCUUACGAACCCUGACAAGGUCAUUAUCGUUGAGCUCUUUCAGACAUUUUGCGGCAUGAGCGUCGUCGAGGGUGACUGGGACGCAAUGAAGCGGUACAACCUCAACGAGCUGUACGUCGCGGCUAUAGCUCAGGCCAGGGAAGCGAGAGCCAAGGCCGACGGGCAUACCGGCGAGAAGGCCGAUGAGAAGCCCCGCGAGAAGACUGAAGAGAAGCUGGGGGAACAGGCGGAUGAGAAGGACCAGUAG